Messenger RNA from Fulvia fulva, 1119 nucleotides. RefSeq lists its product as uncharacterized. The record is from RefSeq and is a predicted model, not a curated record. Gene Ontology annotation, cellular component: membrane. The coding region runs from base 1 to 1119 and encodes 372 amino acids. The transcript is spliced from 4 exons. NCBI's taxonomy places the organism in Eukaryota, Fungi, Ascomycota, Dothideomycetes, Mycosphaerellales, Mycosphaerellaceae.
AUGGCGCAUUCCUGGCUGCAACGCCAGAAGAAGGCUGCCCUUCUCGAAUUGUCAGUCGAAGCUGGACUUCCGCAAGAGGACUCGCUGCUGAAGGAUGAGAUUCUUGCAAACCUCGAGACAUAUCUGGAUCUGAAUGCGACGACGUUAUCGCGCAUGUCGGUGUUUGAGGACUACUAUGGAAAACGCGCUCAAACGCCUGCAAGAGGACGACCACCACGCGAUAGCAUCUACGUUCCUGCCGAGGACAACGAGAUCAAAAGCGUCGUGAAAGCAAGAGGUCGACGGGCGACACAAAUCAAGCAAGAGCCAGAAGACGAUGGCCCUAUGUCCUCACCUGUCGCGGCAGCAGUCGCGACUGCAACCUCCUCGGCACGUCGCGCCGUUAACACUGUCUCGUCAGCACUAUCGCCAUCUGGACAGCUAACCGCCCGCACGCCUGCAGCGCGACCCGUUGGCAGGCAACGUCGCCGAUCUGAACUGCCAGGUCCACCUUCGCCCGCUGACGUCGCCGAUGUGGUCGAGUACGAAUCGAGGGCUUUCGUACAGAAGGUUGAAGACUUGUAUGCCAUGCUGGGCGUCAACGAUUACGUCCAGAACGUGCGAGAUACUUUGUCUUCUGUGACCGCCAUCCAGAUGACAUUCCUGCUGAUUGAGGCUUUCGCGCUUCAAAGGAACCUGAUGCCAUGGCAAUACGUGAUGGAAAUUCCGUCAACACCUUUCACGUCGAGCUUUGCGGUCUUCGCACCAGACCUCUUCAUCUUGCUGACUGGAUACUACUGGUCUGCUACUUUGCUCUGGGCCAGCACAUCGAUCUUUGUGCCGUCACUAUUUGCAUACUUCUACAACUUGACCAUCCGGGAUGUCAAGCGUGGAUCGCGCAUUGUGCCAGUGGCGAGAUAUGCUGCUGAUCCAUUGACUUUUCACGUUGUGAAAGCGCUUGCCACCUGGCUCGUCUAUAACCAAGGCGUCACUUUUGGAGGCUGGAUCGACCCCAUCGCGGCGGAGCGUGUCGAGCUGGCGUUGUAUGGUGGUCAUACUGCGACUCUCAUCGGCAGUGCCAUUGGAGCGCUCGCAGCUCUAUACGAAGCAGCGCAGAAGAAACAUGUGCCAGCUGCCUGA